Molecule: messenger RNA, 1626 nt
Organism: Dioszegia hungarica
Lineage: Eukaryota; Fungi; Basidiomycota; Tremellomycetes; Tremellales; Bulleribasidiaceae
Exons: 12
Coding region: 1-1626 (541 amino acids)
Source: RefSeq, a predicted model, not a curated record
AUGCUAGCGUGCGCCACCUCCGCUUCUCCACCUCCGCCACCGCCGCCAGACCCAAGACAGAAAGAAAUCAAACACUACCAAGACCAAGCGGGAAGGGACGACCGAAGUGGGACAGCUAAAGCAGACACGUACCUCGCUGUUCUUUCCUCGUCGGCUUGGGGGCUGAGUGUUUCAGAGACAAUAGUCGAGAAGGAGGUAGUGCUUUGGGCGAUUGUAACGCCGGUCGGAGGGAGGAGGAGGUAUGAGAGACUAAGAUAUAGAUAUGGAGGUGGUAUAGAGGGGAAGGAGGAUGUGACUAUAUGGCGAGAAUCAGGUGGAGCAGCGGGCCAGACUGCGAAGCAUACUCGCAUGCUACCCCUCAUCCCAACUCCUUUGGCGCCUAGAUUGUCUGCGAGUACAGACCAGUCCGCUAUCCUCUUCUGGCUGCUCUCGCCUCGCGCCGUAUCAGAAGCCGAGGACGUCCGAGUACACAGCCGCCGAUCGCUACUCUCCGCUCCUAGCCGGUGCUUGCUGACCCUUGAAACGGCGAUCCGGGAAGGAAGCGGCCGUGAGGGAGGGACGUUUCAAGGUGAAGUAUACGGUGUAGGACGGAGGUGUGAUGGGUGGAGUAUGGAUAGGAGGAUGAGGCGGAAAGGUGAUGAGGGUGCGGACGGCCUUGGUCGUUGCGUCGUGGGCGCGGGCGUAAAGGUCGUGCAAAGGUCGUCUCAAGUGUACACUAAAGAAGAGAAAGGGAAGAAAGGGAAGAGAGAGGGUAAAUGUAUGGGCGGUGAGGGCGAUGAGUGGCGGAUUAGAAACGGGGGUGAACCCAAAUCAAAGCGGAAAGGGAGCCGUUCCUGGCCGAUAGAUGUGAUCGGUCGACAAGCAAGACACGCCGAGGUCGGGCGAGCAGAUCUGAUGGUGUCUGCGGUGGAGGGGGAUGAGGAUAGACUAGCAGCCAGAAUGUGGAGAGAAGGCCUGUAUCUAUUGCAUACGACUCAUCCACUUGCCCCUCAGCAUGAUAGUCCGAGCAGAGCAGUAGUUCAGGAUCUCACUCAGGAUCCCGCAAAGCUGCCCGUGGCUUGUGGGGAGCCCGCAAGGAAGAGGGGAGCUAGCUAUGAUUUCCAAGAUAUUCGCUCGACAAAUGGCCCUACGGCUGUCGCUGCAAGCGGGAUGGCCACCGCUCGCAGCCCUUCCUCGUAUACUCAGGUGUCAGCUUGCGGUGAAGGGUCCGGUCUUCUAGCCCCGAGUCUAUAUCAGCGCCUCUUCUUUCCUCAGGUCACGCUCAAGGGACAUCAUCGAUCAGAACGGACAAGCUCUCUCGGCCGCAAAACGAUAGCGCAGGAUAGCGCAGUACCCGCUCGUCGACGCUCUCGUUACAUCCCCCAAAGCCCAGAUCCUCCCAGAUCCCGGUUUGCUGUUAUCAUCGAUUCAUCAAGCUUCUUUGCGUGCAGCACAGUCAAUCUCAUUCAAGCUUGCUUUGCGGUAAGAGCUCCAUCAGGCUCCAUCUGGGCCCGGGAGUCGCAAGCCACGGCGAUGCUAUCGUGGCUGCGGGCCGCCAAAGGAAAAGCCGUCCCCUGCACCCGGCUCCGACAGUUUCGGGGUGGGUUACCGAGUAACGCUGACCUUAAUCGCAACGAUCAGAGAUAA